AUGCACGGGCACAGCCGCAACGGGCAGGCCCACGUGCCCCGGCGGAAACGCCGCAACCGCUUCGUCAAGAAGAACGGCCAAUGCAACGUCUACUUCGCCAACCUGAGCAACAAGUCGCAGCGCUACAUGGCGGACAUCUUCACCACCUGCGUGGACACGCGCUGGCGCUACAUGCUCAUGAUCUUCUCCGCGGCCUUCCUCGUCUCCUGGCUCUUCUUCGGCCUCCUCUUCUGGUGUAUCGCCUUCUUCCACGGCGACCUGGAGGCUGGCCCGGCGGCCGCGGCGGCCACGGCGGCGGCCACGGCCACGGCGGCGGCGGGAGGGGGUGCCCCGGUGGCCCCAACGGCCCCCAAGCCCUGCAUCAUGCACGUGAACGGCUUCCUGGGCGCCUUCCUGUUCUCGGUGGAGACGCAGACGACCAUCGGCUACGGGUUCCGCUGCGUGACGGAGGAGUGCCCGCUGGCGGUCAUCGCCGUGGUGGUGCAGUCCAUCGUGGGCUGCGUCAUCGACUCCUUCAUGAUUGGCACCAUCAUGGCCAAGAUGGCUCGGCCCAAGAAGCGGGCGCAGACGCUGCUGUUCAGCCACCACGCGGUCAUCUCGGUGCGCGACGGCAAGCUCUGCCUCAUGUGGCGCGUGGGCAACCUGCGUAAGAGCCACAUCGUGGAGGCGCAUGUGCGGGCCCAGCUCAUCAAGCCCUACAUGACCCAGGAGGGCGAGUACCUGCCGCUGGACCAGCGGGACCUCAACGUGGGCUACGACAUCGGCCUGGACCGCAUCUUCCUGGUGUCGCCCAUCAUCAUCGUCCACGAGAUCGACGAGGACAGCCCGCUCUACGGCAUGGGCAAGGAGGAGCUGGAGUCGGAGGACUUUGAGAUCGUGGUCAUCCUCGAGGGCAUGGUGGAGGCCACCGCCAUGACCACCCAGGCCCGCAGCUCCUACCUGGCCAGCGAGAUCCUGUGGGGCCACCGCUUCGAGCCUGUGGUCUUCGAGGAGAAGAGCCACUACAAGGUGGACUACUCGCGCUUCCACAAGACCUACGAGGUGGCCGGCACGCCCUGCUGCUCGGCCCGGGAGCUGCAGGAGAGCAAGAUCACCGUGCUGCCCGCCCCGCCGCCCCCGCCCAGUGCCUUCUGCUAUGAGAACGAGCUGGCCCUCAUGAGCCAGGAGGAAGAGGAGAUGGAGGAGGAGGCGGCGGCCGCUGCUGCCGUGGCCGCGGGCCUGGGCCUGGAGGCGGGCUCCAAGGAGGAGGCGGGCAUCAUCCGAAUGCUGGAGUUCGGCAGCCACCUGGAUCUGGAGCGCAUCCAAGCCACCCUCCCGCUGGACAACAUCUCCUACCGCAGGGAGUCCGCCAUCUGACCUCCGGGCCCCGCCCUCAUCACUUCCCACAAGAGCCUCUGCCGGGGGUGGGAUGCCAGGACACCCCCUCCACACUCAGGACAGAGCUGACCCUGGCUCCGCGGGCCUGCGGCAGGGAGCUGGGGGCUUCAGAGACUGGGGAACCCCUUCUCAGUGACUCCAGAGCCCAGGCCUGGGAAGGGCCCAGGAUACCCCCUGACCUGUCAGCCUACCCACUGGCCUCUCGGGGACCCCAGACCCACCACAUUUUUCCCACUGACACUUCAAGGACGUGCCCCCUUUACUCUCAGAACCUUGGGGAAGGCGGCUGGACUGCUGGGGGGGUGGGCAUCGUGGGGUUCUGGGGUGGGCAGGGGUUAGUGUGGGGGGAGGGAGGGUGGGGGACGUUUCUUUUGCAUGACUGUGACCU
Molecule: messenger RNA, 1765 nt
Organism: Enhydra lutris kenyoni (northern sea otter)
Lineage: Eukaryota; Metazoa; Chordata; Mammalia; Carnivora; Mustelidae
Gene: KCNJ4
Product: potassium voltage-gated channel subfamily J member 4
Exons: 1
Coding region: 1-1356 (451 amino acids)
Biological process (GO): potassium ion import across plasma membrane; regulation of monoatomic ion transmembrane transport
Cellular component (GO): plasma membrane
Molecular function (GO): inward rectifier potassium channel activity
Source: RefSeq, a predicted model, not a curated record